UAUUUAGGUUGACGGAAGUUUUUCUGUGUAAAUCAAUAUUCACCAUAAUUGAGAAUCAGUUGUUACUUAUUAAAAAGCUCUCAGAUCACAAAUUAUAAUUAUGCCAUAUAAAUUACUAGAAGGAUUAGGAAACUGAGGUUGGAAAUUGAUAUAAUUGUUUUUAUUUGAACAUGAAAAAAUAUGAGUGAGUGAGACUUAAAAACUGAGCUAUCUGUUUUGACCUGAACAAAGAGUUUUAAUGAUUGGCAGGGGAUGUGGAUAAUCCUUUUCUAAGCUUCACAUAGUCUUCUUAUCUAUCUUUUUUAGUCUCCUUGUAGAUUAAUUAAGGUUUUGGGAAUUGGGGGGAAGUGGGAAGGUUGUUAGGAAUGUCUACCUAAGGAAAUGUCUUACCAUUACAAGUCUCUCUUUUACAGUGUAUACAGAUACAUGUUCAUUUUGAACAUUCCAUUUUAUGUUUCUUUGUGUUAAUUAGUUUACCUUCAACAUUAAUCUCCAUAUUCCAUUGCACCUCUAAAGUGGAUAUAACAUAUACCUUAUCUUUUUUAUAAUCUUACAGCAUUAUUCUUUCAUGAACAAAAAUGAAUGAAAAUAAAGAUACUGAUUCAAAAGAAAGUGGAGAAUAUGAAGAUGACUUUGAAAAAGACCUGGAGUGGUUAAUUAAUGAAAAAGAAAGAAGUGAUGCCAGCGUAAUAGAGAUGGCUUGUGAAAAGGAAGAGAAUAUUAACCAAGAAUUAAAAGAGAAUGAAACAGAAAUAGAACACACCAAACAGCUUUCUGAUCCUGACAACUCUUUGAAGGAUGAGGUUUCGCCAAGAACAAAUGACUUCAUUUCUGUACCAAGUAUUCAAUCUUUGGAUCCUAUUUCAGAUUCAGAUAGUGAAAACUCUUUCCAGGAAUCCAAACUAGAAAGCCAGAAAGACCUGGAGGAGGAAGAGGAUGAGGAAGUAAGAAGAUAUAUUAUGGAGAAAAUUAUACAAGCUAAUAAGCUUCUACAAAAUCAAGAACCUGUGAAUGAUAAAAGGGAGCGAAAACUUAAGUUCAAGGACAAAUUAGUUGAUCUGGAAGUUCCUCCACUAGAAGACACUUAUAAAAAUUAUUUUGAAAAUGAAAGUAAUAUAUCUGAAAAACUAUCACAGUUAUGUAUUUCCAAUGAAUUUGCACAAGAAAAUGUGCUCCUGUCACUUACUGAUGGAAGCUGUGAAGAAAAUAAGGAUAGGAAGAUACUGGUAGAGAGAGAUGGAAAGUUUGAACUUCUGAAUUUACAAGACAUUGAAAGUCAAGGAUUUUUACCCCCCAUUAAUAAUGCUAAUAGCAAAGAAAAUGAACAGUUGUCACCCAGAUUUUCCAACUCAUCUGUCAAUGGUGUCAAGAAAGAAGAUUCUGCAGCGAAGAUUCAUGCUAUCGCUCACUCAUCAACAGGAGAGCCACCGGCUUAUAUCCCUCAGCCACUACUCAACCCUAAAACUCACCCAAGCUCUGCUGCCAACUCAGAUCGAAGUAAAGGGAAUAAAGGGAAUGGGAAAUCUAAUUACAGGACACAGUGUGCAAUUAUAUCUCCAGUGACCUCAACAUACUGUCUGUCCCCCAGACAGAAAGAACUGCAAAAAAAACUAGAACAAAAAAGAGAAAAGCUAAAAAGAGAGGAAGAGCAACGGAAAAUAGAAGAAGAGAAAGAGAAGAAAAAAGAGAAUGACAUGGUAUUUAAAGCAUGGUUGCAAAAGAAACGAGAGCAGGUCCUUGAAAUGAGGAGAAUUCAGCGAGCAAAGCAAAUUGAAGACAUGAACAGUAGACAGGAAAACAGAGAUCCACAACAAGCUUUUCGAUUAUGGCUUAAAAAAAAGCAUGAAGAACAGAUGAAAGAAAGAAAGACAGAAGAACUAAGAAAGCAAGAGGAAUGCUUAUUCUUCCUUAAAGGAACAGAAGGCCGUGAAAGGGCCUUUAAACAAUGGCUAAGAAAGAAACGGAUAGAGAAAAUCACAGAGCAACAAGCUGCCAAAGAGAGAACUAGACAGCUUCGACUAGAAGCUAAGCGUUCUAAAGAGUUACAGAAUCACAUGUAUAUCUCAGAAGCCAAAUCUUUUCGUUUUACUGAUCAUUACUGAAAGUAUCAAUUAAAUAUUUCAUUUGGCAGCUGAUGUCAUCAGAAUUUUGCUUAUCAUUUCUUAUGGCCUGUGUGCUUUGUUCUUACUCUAAAUUAUAGAAAUGGUAUUUAUCUUUUGGUGAUAUUGACAGUUAAUUUGUUUUUUUUUUUUAACACUAGAACAAAAUAAAUUUCUUCCCUCACAGUGUUGUAA
Molecule: messenger RNA, 2294 nt
Organism: Lemur catta (Ring-tailed lemur)
Lineage: Eukaryota; Metazoa; Chordata; Mammalia; Primates; Lemuridae
Gene: CCDC181
Product: coiled-coil domain containing 181
Exons: 5
Coding region: 579-2102 (507 amino acids)
Molecular function (GO): microtubule binding
Source: RefSeq, a predicted model, not a curated record